GCAUUUUCCAUCUUGCGGCGAGACUGCGACCAUGGCCGACGAACGCUUCGACGGGCUCCUUCUGCAGAUGGCGCAGCAGCAGCAGGGCAUCGAGCCGAUGCUCACGAGCGUCUUCUCGUUCCUGCGCCGGAAGACAGACUUCUACGCUGGCGCGUCCCAAGACAAGGUCGAGCAAAUGGUGCUGAACGUCCUGCGGCGCGAAGCCGCGCUGGCCGAGCGCGAGCGCUAUGACCGCAAGCAGCAAGAAGAAAAGGAAAAGAAGAAGCGCCUCGACGCCAAGAAGAAGAAGGACGCAGAGGACGCGGCGCGCAAGGCGGCCGAGAUGGAGUCGCGCUUCGAAGAGAUCGUGGACGAGCCGCCGGCGCCCGUGCUGGAAGCCAAGCCGAUGGCCACGCCUGCGCCUACGAACAACCCUGCCAGCAACGGCAACGACGACGAUGACGAUGACGCGUCUCCGCCGCUGGAAGGCAACGGCGGCAAGACGGAGCACUACGUCUGGACGCAGACGUUGCAGGAAGCGCACGUGUCGAUCGCGGUGCCCAACGGCACGACGUCGCGCCAGGUGUUUGCCGACAUCCGCGCCAAGACGCUCAAGGUCGGCCUCAAAGGCCAGCCGCUCCUCGUCGACGGCGAGCUCCACAAGCGCAUCAAGGUCGAAGACUCGUUCUGGACGCUCGAGGACGGGAACCGCAUCUGCAUCUACCUCCAAAAGGAAAACCAGAUGGAGUGGUGGAAGAACGUGAUCCAAGGCGACCCGGAGAUCAACACGAAGAAGGUGCAGCCAGAGAACUCGAAGCUGAGCGACUUGGACGGCGAUACGCGCCAGACCGUCGAGAAGAUGAUGUUUGACCAGCGCCAAAAGCAAAUGGGGCUGCCGACCAGCGACGAGCUGAGCAAGCAAGAGAUUUUGAAAAAAUUCAUGGCCGCCCACCCCGAAAUGGACUUUAGCAAGGCCAAGCUCAACUAACUUCACAUGUCCUCCACUCAACCCUUGUACCUUCCAUCGUCUUGGUCGUUGCUCUCAUCUCGGCGACAAGUUGCUGCCACCCGACACCAUCGAGACAACAAACUGCGAUGCAAUAAGAGCUUAGCACCACGUUGCCGUAGCGGACUAGACGCGGAGGUACCCCUGGCCCUCGACGUAGCUCAAGAGCUUGGCUUGCUUGGGCAACGG
This is a messenger RNA of Saprolegnia parasitica CBS 223.65, 1174 nucleotides long. RefSeq lists its product as hypothetical. The record is from RefSeq and is a predicted model, not a curated record. Gene Ontology annotation, cellular component: cytoplasm. The transcript is spliced from 2 exons. Gene Ontology annotation, biological process: protein folding. NCBI's taxonomy places the organism in Eukaryota, Oomycota, Saprolegniomycetes, Saprolegniales, Saprolegniaceae. The coding region runs from base 32 to 967 and encodes 311 amino acids.